Messenger RNA from Numida meleagris (helmeted guineafowl), 5089 nucleotides. RefSeq names its product cyclin and CBS domain divalent metal cation transport mediator 1 (gene CNNM1). The record is from RefSeq and is a predicted model, not a curated record. The coding region runs from base 1 to 2823 and encodes 940 amino acids. Gene Ontology annotation, molecular function: transmembrane transporter activity. Gene Ontology annotation, biological process: magnesium ion homeostasis; transport. Lineage: Eukaryota; Metazoa; Chordata; Aves; Galliformes; Numididae. The transcript is spliced from 12 exons. Gene Ontology annotation, cellular component: plasma membrane.
AUGGCGGCGGCGGGCCCGGGGCGCGGCAGCGGCGGCGGCGGCGGCUGGGGCCGAAGCCGGGGCGCGGUGCUGCUGCUCUUCUUCUCGCUGUCCCCGCGGCCGCCGGCCGGGGCCGCCUGGCUGCUAGGGCUGCGGCCCGAGGACACGGCGCCGGGCCGGGUGUCCCUGGAGGGCGGCGCGGUGCAGGCGGCCGAGGGCAGCCGCUUCCUGCUGCGCCUCUACUUCCAGCCGCAGCCCGAGGGCAACGGCAGCCGCGGGCCGGCGGGCGAGAGGGAGCCGCGCUUGGUCUUCAUCGAGGAGGCGGCGGCGGCGGGCGGGGGGAAGGCGGCGCGGGGCCCCGCGGAGCGGUGCCGGGAGCGCAGCGCCUGGGCCUCGGACGUGGAGGUGGUGGGACCGCUGCGCUCGGGCGGCGCGGCGGGCUCGGCGCUGGCCGAGGUGCGGGUGCGGGAGCCGCGCAAGGGCGAAGCGGCGGCGGCGCCGGGCGGGCGGCUCUUCUCGCUGUGCGCGUGGGACGGGCGGGCGUGGGCGCACCACGGCGCGGCGGGCGGCUUCCUGCUGCGGGUGCGGCCGGCCUCCCCCGCGCUGGGCGCCUGGCUGCUGCCGCUGCCCGAGGCGGGCUGGCUGCGGGCGCUGGGCGCGCUGCUGCUGCUGGGGCUGUCGGCGCUGUUCAGCGGGCUGCGCCUCUCGCUGCUCUCGCUGGACCCGCUGGAGCUCCGCGUCCUGCGCAACAGCGGCUCGGCCGCCGAGCGGGAGCAAGCGCGGCGGGUGCAGGCGGUGCGGGGCGGCGGAGGCACCUACCUGCUGUGCACGCUGCUGCUGGGCCAGGCCGGGGCCAACGCGGCGCUGGCCGGCUGGCUGUGCGCGUCGCUGCCCGGCGGAGGGCCGGCGGCGGGCGGAGGGCCGCGCGGAGCGCCGUGGCUGCCGGUGCUGCUGUGCGCGGCCGCCGUCUUCCUGGGCGGCGAGGUGCUGCCCUACUCGGUGUGCUCGCGGCACGGGCUGGCCAUCGCGUCGCGCACGCUGUGCCUCACCCGGCUGCUGAUGCUGGCCGCCUUCCCGCUGUGCUACCCGCUCAGCCGGCUGCUGGACUGGGCGCUGCGGCAGGAGCUCAGCGUUUUCUCCACGCGGGAGCGGCUGCUGGAGACGCUGCGUGCUGCCGGGCCCCACGGCGACCUGGUGCGGGAGGAGUUGGCCAUGGUGCAGGGAGCGCUGGAGCUGCGCACCAAGGUGGUGGAGGACGUGCUGACGCCGCUGGCCGACUGCUUCAUGCUGCGCGCCGAUGCUGUGCUGGAUUUCGCCACCGUCUCCGAGAUCCUUCGCUCCGGCUACACGCGCAUCCCCGUCUACGAGGGUGACCGGCGCGACAACAUCGUCGACCUGCUCUUCGUCAAGGACCUGGCCUUCGUCGAUCCUGAUGACUGCACCCCGCUGCAGACCGUCACCCGCUUCUACCGCCGCCCGCUCCACUGCGUCUUCAAUGACACGCGCCUCGACACUCUGCUCGAGGAGUUCAAGAAGGGGAAGUCCCAUCUGGCCAUCGUGCAGCGGGUGAACAAUGAAGGGGAAGGAGACCCGUUCUACGAGGUGAUGGGCAUUGUCACCCUGGAGGAUGUCAUUGAGGAGAUCAUCAAGUCUGAGAUCCUGGAUGAGACGGAUCUGUACACGGACAACCGGAAAAAGGAGCGUGUGCCCCACCGGGGCCGCAAACCCCAGGACUUCUCCAUCUUCAGGCUGUCGGACAGCGAGAUGAAGGUGAAGAUCUCCCCGCAGCUCCUGCUGGCGACACAUCGCUUCAUGGCUACAGAGGUGGAGCCCUUCAAGUCCCCGUACCUCUCUGAGAAGAUCCUGCUGCGGCUCCUCAAGCACCCCAAUGUCAUCCAGGAGCUGAAGUAUGACCGCAAGAACAAGAAGGCAGCGGAGCAUUACCUCUACCAGCGCAACCGCCCCGUCGACUACUUUGUGCUCAUCCUGCAGGGAAAAGUGGAGGUGGAGGUUGGCAAGGAAGGGCUGCGAUUUGAGAACGGGGCGUUCACCUACUAUGGCGUCCCUGCCAUCAUGGCUGUCGUCUCCUCGGAUAACGAUGUGCGGAAAGUGGGCAGCCUGGCAGGAUCCUCCUUCCUGCUGCCUGUCUCAGUGUCCCGUACCUUCGCCUUCAGCAGAGGGGACUCCCUGGCCGGCUCUCCAGUGAACCGGUCCCCCUCACGGUGCAGUGGGCUCAACCGCUCUGAGUCCCCGAACCGGGAGCACAAUGACUACGGGGGCAGCACCACGCAGCUCUACAGCAUCAGCAACAACAUCUACACUCCUGACUACUCCGUGCACAUCCUCUGUGAUGUCCAGUUUGUCAAGGUGACCCGGCAGCAGUACCAGAACGCGCUGGUGGCCAGCCGCAUGGACAGCUCACCCCAGUCCCCCGAUGUGGAGGCCUUUGACAGGGACUCAACCAAGGCUUCGACAGCUCGGGGCACCCCACAGACUCCCAAGGAGGACACCACCACCCUCCUGAAUGAGAGGAGCAGCCGGUCUGAGGGGCAGCGCAGCCCCAGCGACUCUGUAUGCCUACGCAUGGAGGCCAUCCCUUUCAUCCAGGAGGAGCUGGCUGAGCAGCAGGAGGGCGGCGAGCGGCAGGACAGGGAGUGCUGCGGCCCUGGGCUGGAGGCAGAGUCCCCAGGAAGGGAGGCUGGGAGCGGCUCCUCUCCCAGCAGCUCUGAGGAGACCUUGGGCAAGAGGCUGCUGAGAUCACUGAGUGAGCGCAGGCAGCGGCAGUCACCGGAGGGUGAGCAGAUGCCAGAGGAGAGCUCCAACUUUGCCCCGCUGAUCACCUGAACAGCAGCGUGUCCAGAGCACAGUGCUGGAGGCCCACGUGGACCCCAGGUCUGCAGCAUGGGGGUCUCCUGCCGCGAGGCCCGUGUCCAGCAGCAGCAGGUCUGCACUCGCUCUGCCCGCCCGCUCGUGCCGCCCCUCCCUGCAGGACUGCAGAGCCCCAUCCCCAGGCCAAAGGACACACUGCGGGGACUGAAGCAUCCAGUGGCAUGGAGCAGCUUGCUGGAGCCUGAGGGCCCUGGCCCAGCUGCUCCCUGGUAGUACCUGGUCUCAAGGAAGAGGUGGAGAAAGGAAAGGGGGAGAAGUGUUCCCUGCGGGCAGCACAGGGAGGGGCGGCCCAAGCCACAACACCCUCAGCAUCAUUGCCCAUCCCCAUCCUGCGAGGCCUGGAGCCCCCCACUGCUGGGCGCUGCACACACGUGCUCUCUGCCAUAAGGAGACGAUGCUAUUUGGGGGGUCCCACCCGCAGCUCAGGGCCCCAGUACACGUCUGUGCCGUGCCCAGCACCGUGCACACCCGCAGCGUACACCGACAUCGCCACAGCCCAGCACGGGAGCACAGCUCACCCCCAUGACCGGCUGCUCCACGCCGCAUUGACCAUCCUCUGCGCGAGGCAGGCUUGUGCCGAGCCUCCAGGUCAGCACUGACCGGUCUGUAGUUUUGUAGAGGCUGAAUGCAUCAGGGAUAUCGACAUUAAAAGCGAUUUCUCCCUGAGUGAUGCCCUGUCUGCAUUGAUGGGUGCAAGGACAGCUCCUGCUGCUGUGCGUGAGAUUGGGUUCCUGGGCAAGGGUUAGACUGCAGCAACACAGACAAGGGCUGGGGAAGGAGAACAGGAGGAGUUCACAAUAUGCUCUUGCAAAUACAAUAGUGGGAUACACGUGCUGGAGUACAGCUUGAGAUAGUGGCAGAAAUGUCGUUGUCCAGCAGUGCUGAUAAAACCUCAGCUGGAAUAAUGGCAUCCCUGCCUGGGUCCUGCCCUGCUAAGGAAACUGAAAGCAAUUGACAGGAGGCCAGGGGAAAGCAAGGGCUGCAAAACAACCUGCCCAGAGAGGCUGAGGGAAACGAGGUCACAGAAUCUGAACUGGUGGAGGAUAUGAAGGGGAAAGAGGAAGCUGGCAAGUACAUAAAAAGCUCCUGGAAAAGAGAAAAGGAAUAAUCUGUUCUCUGUUGCCAUGGUAAGUGAGAUAAUGGGUAAUGAGCUUACACCAUAGGAAAGGAGAAAUUUAGGUCACUCAUUAGAAAAAUAAGCCUGGUAAGUAUAGCAGAGUGCUAGCACAGGCUCCAUGCCUGGAGGCCCCUAAGGAGUGUAGCCAGAUGUCAGAAAUAACAGACUCUUUCCCCUGAGAUCAGCCCUGAAAGUCAUCCUUUAACCAUCAUCAUCCCAUCUGUGGGUGGGCACCAAGAAGAGAAAAAGCUCCCACUUUUCCCACUGGAGAGAAAAUGCUGCCUCAGUCUCAGACUUGUGAGAUAUGAAUAACCACUCUGAGAAAGACAGAGACAUAUGAAGGUGCAUGAAUCCCCUUGGCCUGACAAGGGAAGCAGUGGAAGUUUCCUGAAGGCCACAAGGCAUCUGCUUCAUUUCACAGACUGCCAACAAAACCAGAGACUGAAUGCACUCUGCAAACACAGCAAAGGAGCAAGGCACAGUUUUCCCUUUUACUUUCUAAGCUGUAGCACAACCAAAAUGCCUGAAGGCUAUCACUGACUGACCUAAAGAAAUGAGGCUGUUCCACUUUCCUCAUCAAGAUCUUGGCAGUAGUCUGCUGUAUCAAGGUAGCAAUAUCAGCUCCUGACUGUAGAGAGCAGCAGCAGAUGGUCCUAGCACUUCUUAAGUGCCAGAAACCCAGGCUGUUGCUGACAGAACCCACUAAAGCCAGAGGAGGUGGUGGUUCACCAGCAGUCUGCAGAAAAAAAAAACAGGAACUAUCCACAGGCCAGGAACUCAGGGGCAGGGAAAGAUGGCCAGAUGGCUGGGUAACACAUGGACAUCCAGCAAGGAAGCACAGACAGAACAGGGCAGACGGUACAGCAGGGGGAGAAACAGGAACACAAGAGAGACAUGAAGAACUGCUCAGCCCCAAGCGGCAUCACAAGGAGCUCUAAACUACACUGCUCCAAUAGGACAGUGCUCAGCUAGUAGCAACAGUGCUCAGAGAUGCAACACACUGCAAGGGAGAAAGGGAAACUGUUGACACUCAUGGAGAGAAGCCCAGUGGGCAAAGCAAGAUGCCAAGGCUUUAACCGCAGCAUGGAAGAGGUUGGCAUAGCC